Molecule: messenger RNA, 460 nt
Organism: Serpula lacrymans var. lacrymans S7.9
Lineage: Eukaryota; Fungi; Basidiomycota; Agaricomycetes; Boletales; Serpulaceae
Exons: 1
Source: RefSeq, a predicted model, not a curated record
GACGAGAGUCUCCCGAACAAGGUCACUGUUCUAAGCGAUCUCACUGCCUACAACACCCGCAAUACGGCACCGUAAAAUGAAUAAACCUAACUUAACCGCCGGCGACCUCGUAAGGAAACCGAGUCAUUAUAGGAGCUUUUUCAUGUUUUGCCCAUGGAUGCUGCAGAAGAUACAGAAACACUCAUUGCCCUCGUAUCUAGCCUUUUGACAAUACCUGUUCCGCAUCAAAGUCUUAUUCUUGACUCCCUCGUCCAAUGCAACGGAGACGUUCAAGCUGCUGCUGAUAUCAUAAACAAUACAGAUCGCAAAGACAAGGAAAGACAGAGAACACCCCCAAGUCGAAGAAAACGACGAGCUUUUGACCUCGAUGGCUGGCUAAAACCCUUUUCUAUGGCUGAUAGCAACGCUGAAGGGACACCAGAUCGCAAAAAGCGUGUAAAGGAAGACGUCGACGACGCAC